CCACACCCAUACCCACACUCACACCCACACUCACACCCCAUACUCAUAGAAUCAUAUAUUGAAUCAUUAAAUUCGAAAAGAACAAGUAUAAAAUUUACAUGUGAAUAUGAGGAAGAUGGACAAAUAAAUUUUUUAGAUACAACAGUAACUAGAAAUCUUAAUGAAAAUAAAUUAGAUAUAAGACGGAUUCGUAAACCAAUAGCAAGUGAUCGAUUUUUAAAUUUUCAUUCGAGUCAUCAUCAUUCAAUCAAAUUAAAUAUUAUUCAGAAUAUGACACAACGAAUAAUUAAUACAACAAGAAAUAAUGAACAACAGCAAAUCGAUUUAAAUAAAUUGAAACAAAUUGUUAAUCAACCAAACCUCAAUGAGUUAAAUAAUAAACAGAAACCUGAAACAAAAUUCACAUUAUCACUUCCAUAUGUAAAAGGAAUGGAAGUUCUUAAACGUAAACUAGAACAAAUUGGGAUUAAAUUAUAUUUUGGACAUCCAUUAAAAUUAAAAUCUUUAGUGACAUUGAAUAUAAAACCUCAAUCAAAAUCAAUCGUAUAUCAAAUGAAUUGUAAUUGUAGCGCGAUAUACAAUGGAGAAACAAAAGUAGGUUUAACAGAUAGAAUGAAACAAUAUGAAACAAAGAUUAAAGAAAAUAAUAUAAACUCAUCCUCAGAAAUAGUAAAACAUCAUUAUAUGAAAAAUAGACAAUGUUCUAUUGAUCCAAAUAGAGCAUUUAUUAUUGACAACGAAAUAAACUAUUGGAAACGAAGAAAAAAAGAAACAAUCUACUCGAAUCCAUCAACAAAUAUGAUUCAAUAG
Molecule: messenger RNA, 810 nt
Organism: Rotaria sordida
Lineage: Eukaryota; Metazoa; Rotifera; Eurotatoria; Philodinida; Philodinidae
Source: the annotation of a GenBank genome assembly